UUGUUUACCUGAGAAGCACCUAGCAUUAUCGUUAACAAAGUAGACAAUAAAUUGUACACUAGGCUUCAGACGAGGAAACCAGUCAGGCUUUCAAUAUAUUGGUCUAAUUCUUACAGGUGGAACAACUGGCACAGCUAUUUACACGUAAGGCGAAAGGAACUGAGCAUACAAUUAUGGAAGGAACAAAUAGAAAAUCAGUUGCAAGCAUUUCGUUUGUGGAUGGAAAAACAUUGUCGGUCUCCGAGUGCAAUAAACAGGCAUUAAGUCAGACCUUUAGUGUCGACCUUGUAGAAGCGGCCCUGGCACAAGUCGAGUUUUUGUCCACAGUAGACAAAUACCCGGCACUAAAAUCCGUCAAACACAUCCAAAAUACCAGAAGGAGAUAUGAACAAUUGUGGCUUCCUCUAGCUGCGGAGCAUGCGCAGGAGCGUUUAACAGCCCCUCUUGAUAUUGAGUGGCUUUGGCACUGCCAUCUACUGUGUCCUGUUACCUAUGAGAAGGAUUGUAAGACGUUAUUUGGAGGCAUGGUCAAUCACCGCUUGGUCCGUUACCAUGAUAGGGAGUACGUACUGAAGCGAUCAAAACAGUUAUGGAAUGCCAAGUAUAAGGACGAACCUUUUGAAGUUGAACUAUCAAUGGAUAAAAUGCUAGAGGCAUCCUCUGGGACAGAAUUCAAAUCUGGUAUCUCUUACGAUCUAGAGGCAGCUAUAUUGCGCCAAAGCUGUUUUUAUUAUAACGUGUCUCUGCCUCAUUAUCUCGACAGGAAAUUUCUAACACUAUCUGUGCAGAGAUACCAGAAAUUUCUUUUCCUUCGCAAAAAUUCAUUUAAACUCUUUAUAGUUCCAUGUUACGAUCAGGAUUUGAUUUGGCACACACAUCAGUUGCAUCCCUUUGCAUACAAAGAUGAUACUAUCCGCCUUUUGGGUAAAGUUCUAGUUCACGACGAUACCACCGUAGAUAGGUCCCCGGAUUCCAAACUAACCUUAUCUACCAUCGACACAAGACGACUAUGGCGGGAAAUGUAUCAAGAAGAUUUUAAUACACCGGGGGCGAUGUAUCGUGGUCCUUCUCCAGACGAACUCUACUCUCCUAUAUGUUACCGUGAUGAUCAAACCCAUUCCAGACUCGGACUACAAUUGAAAUUAGACUCUCUAUCUAUUGAUAGAAUUCCAGAGGGAGAAUAUGGACUCGAUUUCAGUUUACAAAUAUUUUUAACAGAAGAUCAAGUUAAAAUCAGAAAACCUACAAUUGAACUUUUUGGACCCACCAUGGUAUGGACUGCGAACGAACUAUUUUCAUGUAGCUUGCAUUCCCGGCGAUGGCUGAUAUUCCAUCUCAAAGUACGGAAAGGGACUAUUUUUUCUCGUGAAGUAAUAGUAGGCAAAGGUAAAAUUGAUCUGCAUCAAUUGCUAGAUCGCUCAAGUGUUUAUUGCUUCCAAGAAUCUGUGUCUUUAGAGGGAGAGGACAAGAACUUGGCUUACGUCUCUGGAUGCAUCACAGAGCAUUACCCAGAUACGAUUUACUCCUUCAACACGGGAGAGUUCUCCGUAUGUGCAGUUCCUCACGAUAUAGACAGAGUGUUUCCGAUAGAACCAACAAAACUAGAGCCUAAUGAGUGUGGGGCUGGCUAUGUCGCCCAACACAGAUUUAUAAAUGAGAGCAAUGUUGGCGAUGUUGAAUGUAGAUUCGUGUACAGCCCUCAUCGAUCUGAAGCUGAUAUACAAUUCAUACAGAACGCAAAAAUUGUCUGCUCAGCAAAGACAGUGGACUCGAGCCAUUUACCGCUCUCAUUUCAGGUCUCCAAUCCUAACUGGUACGCCACGUUAGAUCCGCGUCUCGGUGAGCGGGCUGUGCUGAUCAGACAGACUUCCGGAGACUGGGCUGUGCUGACAGGACGAUGGAUCAGUUCUCAAGACAAGAAAGAAGGGUAUCUUUCUGUGAAAUUCCACAAGUUAGAGGACAAAUCUACUCAGUAUAUUGAUGUCCGAGUGCCUAAGUCAGAGGAGGAACAUUUUUGUAUUCAUGUGGAUAACAAUGUGUUUGACAUGGAAAGUUCCGACUUCUGUCUGCGCUGUAGAUCUGACGAAUCAUUACAUUACUUAGCCACCGGUUUGUCAAUAUUCCUUCUCCUCGUGCUUUGCAUGCCUAGACUAACAGACGUAUCCAAGGCGGAAGAGGAAGUAAAUGAGAUGAGUCACGUGAUUGAUUCGAAAUUCCUCGUCGGAUGCGGGUUCAACGUGAUCACAUCAAAUAAUUCCAAGAAAAUGAAGGCGUAGAUACAUGUACGAUUUAUAGCUAAAGUCAGCAGUUACUCUCUGUCUUUCAUUAUGAACCUCUGUACUCAUACAACUGUAUGCACGUUUUUGCAAGAUCGUUUGUUUUUAAAGUUGAUAACCAGAAAAUAACCAAAUUCUUGUUUUGAAUAGAUAAUCAAACGUUUGAUUUUGUUUGGCAAAUGUUUUUCUUUGUUUCGUCAUGCUAUAAUUGUUUGAAGUUUUAUAAUGCAGAAAAAAACAAACAACACAUCACAUUAUAGUCAAGAUACCUUUAUCAAGAACUGCCAUUUACAAAUAAACAACAAUGACCAUUAAUGACACAUUUUCAUGUAUUGCUAAAUAUAUAACAGAUCAACAUAAACGGUUCUGUUCUAUGUAUUUUUUCCUUGACAAUUUUCUAAACGGUACGUGCCAGUUUUAUUUAGGCCAUACCUAUUUUUGUAUUUUUUGCUCAUCUGACCCCAUUCGAUUGUAUUUAACAAAAAGAAAGG
Saccostrea cuccullata (small rock oyster) is the source of this 2767-nucleotide messenger RNA. RefSeq lists its product as uncharacterized. The record is from RefSeq and is a predicted model, not a curated record. The transcript is spliced from 7 exons. Lineage: Eukaryota; Metazoa; Mollusca; Bivalvia; Ostreida; Ostreidae. Bases 174 to 2276 code for a protein of 700 amino acids.